Gadus chalcogrammus (walleye pollock) is the source of this 1649-nucleotide messenger RNA. It is a transcript of the gene rspo2, whose product is annotated as R-spondin 2. The coding region runs from base 665 to 1411 and encodes 248 amino acids. NCBI's taxonomy places the organism in Eukaryota, Metazoa, Chordata, Actinopteri, Gadiformes, Gadidae. The transcript is spliced from 7 exons. The record is from RefSeq and is a predicted model, not a curated record.
CACAAAACUGCACCUGAUAUCACCUUGUGAUUGACAUGACCAGUGACCACUACGACAAAAGGCUUGUGUUUGAGCUACAUCUAUAUAGUUUGAAUUAAUCUAUCUGUAAAAUACAUAUAGUCAAAGUCAACUCUAUAGUAAUUUUCAAAAUAUGUGCCAGACAUGAGGAAUCGAAAUUACGUUUAUCUCCGACCCACGGUGCAGAACAAAAGGAUGAAAAUGAGACGCAGCGGCCCUCCAGGGCCAGACGGCCUCCUGUGUCCCCAGGAGGGCAGAGAGCCUCAGCAGAACCAGCAUCAGCAGCAGCAGCAGCAGCAGCAGCAGCAGUAGCAGCAGGAGCUCGCCUGCUGCCUCUUUGCGGCAACCAGCGGCACGGAGCCAGACCAUCCGAAUGAUGACGUCACCACCACCGUGGACUGCAAAGGCCUCCUGGUGGAGCCGGUGGGAGGGAGGAGCUCACCAAAGAACCCGAGCGAGAGAGGGAUCGCUGCUCCUCAGAAGAUGGUUCUAAUCGGCGGUGUGAUACCAUGUCGCAUCCCGUCUGAUGUUUGACACGCCGGGGACAACUCAGGAAGACACUGGAGGACACUAAACCAUCGCGUCCGUCUCCAGCUCCGCUGGCACUUUUUCUUUUCGAGUCGGACCAACACACACAGCCGUCCAGAUGCAGUUUCGACUGUUCUCCUUUGCCCUUAUCGUGUUGAACUGUAUGGAGUACAGCAGCUGUCAGGCGCCCUCGCAACGCUGGAGGAGGAACAAAAGAGCUAGUAAUGGAGCCUACCCAGUGUGUAAAGGCUGCUCGGUGUGCUCCCGGGACAACGGCUGCGUGAGCUGCCAGCCCAAGCUCUUCCUGUUCCUGCGGAGGGAGCGCAUGAGGCAAUACGGCGAGUGCCUCCACGACUGCCCGUCCGGGUACUACGGCAUGCGCAGCCCUGAGAUCAACAUGUGCUCCAGGUGCAGGAUCGACAACUGCGAGUCCUGUUUCAGCAAAGACUUCUGCACCAAGUGCAAGUCAGGGUUCUACCUACACAAAGGGCACUGCUUUGACAAGUGCCCGGAGGGCUUCGCCCCCAUAGAGGAGACCAUGGAGUGUGGAGAGGGUUGUGAGGUGGGCCAGUGGAGUGAGUGGGGAUCCUGCAGAAGGGGAAACAAAACGUGUGGCUUUAAGUGGGGUCUGGAGACCCGGACGCGGCAUAUCGUGAAGAAGCCGCCCAAGGACACGAUACCCUGUCCCACCAUCGCCGAGUCCAGGAGGUGCAAAAUGGCCCCCAGGCACUGCAGUAGAGGGGGAUCGGGGAAACAACGGACCAAAGAACCAAAGAAGAAGAACACCAAGCAGAAGCUCCGGGUCCGGGCUCAGAACCAGCACAGCGACCACCUGGCCUCAGUGCGCUCCAGCCACCGGGACUGAGCGCCACGCAACGCACAGCCCAACGACACGCUGCUAGCCACCGCCGCCACCGCUGCUCAACACACACACACACGUCCCCAAGGAACAGACUCCGCUCACUCAGAACCCCUCAACUCCACACAGACACACAAACACACACCCAACUGUGCCCACACAACUCCCGCCUGCUCGGUUGUAGGGCGAGGUACGUUCAAACACAUGCACACACAGACACACACAAUCAAUUAGGAAACUCAUA